AUGGUUCGCACGUACAGAAGAAAGACUGAUGCCGGAGAAUGGUCUCAAGAAAAAAUGAAAGAGGCUGUAAAUAAAGUCCAGAACAAAGAGUUGACCUUACGUAAGGCUGCUGAGAUUUUUGCAGUACCGUUCACGAGCUUACAGAGAAGAGUUACUUUAUCCAGGGGCAUUAUUAAGCGUCGAGGUGGACAGCCAGCUUUAGAUGAGAACGCAGAAAAGAAGUUAGCUGACCGGCUAUUGCACUUGGCAAGUCGUGGCUUCGGAAUUACACCCAAAGCGGUACGUAAGUACGCGUUUGAAUUUGCAGAACGUCAAAAUAUAAAACACAAAUUUGACAGAAAUGCUGGAAUGGCUGGCCAGGACUGGUUUCAUCGCUUCAUGCAAAGAAAUAAAAAAUUAACUAUUCGGAAGCCGGAGGGUCUGUCAAGAGCAAGAGGAAAACCUGAAUGUGUAUACAAUGUUGAUGAAACGGGUAUGCCGCUUAGUAACCGCUCACCCAAUAUUAUAGCCCAAAAAGGUGCUAAAGAUGUUGUCAGCAUGACUAGUGUUGAACGAGGUGAAAAUGUAACCGUUCUAGCCUGUAUGAAUGCAGCAGGACAGUACAUACCUCCAUUUGUUCUAUUCAAAGGUGUGCGUAAACGUGACGAUUUUCUCCUAGGUAUGCCACCUGGUACUGAAGUUGCCAUGACAGAAAACGGCUGGGUCACCGAAGAAGCUUUUAAGUUGUGGCUGCAACAUUUCAAUCGCUACCGGACCCCAGGAAAAGUAGUUCUAAUUUUGGAUGGGCAUGCGUCUCACACCAGCUACUCAGUGGUAGACUUGUGUGACUCUUUCGAAAUUGAACUUGUACUUCUUCCUCCACACACAUCACAUGCCCUGCAACCGCUCGAUGUAUCGUUUUUCAAACCGCUCAAAACCUAUUAUCACCAACAAGCUACAGCAUGGCAACAUUCACAUCCCAAUCAAGGAAUCACAAAAGUCGCUUUCGGAGCACUUUUCCAACGGGCUUGGAAUCAGGCUGCCACUGUUGGGAAUGCUACAAAAGGCUUCGAAAAGACUGGAAUAUUUCCACUAAACGCCAAUGCAAUACCUGACCACAAGUUCAUCGUGCCAUCCACAAGUUCACAACAAUCUGACGAAGCCCAGGCUCCCACCUGUGCAGAAAUAAUUAAAGAAAUUCUUCCAUCACCUUUAAAGUCACCAAUUGCUUCUAAAAGAAUUCGUAAAGUUUCAAAACUGGCCUUGCAUUUAACAUCACCUCAGAAUAAGACUACUCUUCUCGAAAAAGAAGCAAAGAAGAAAUUUAAGGUAGACAAUAAAACCAAGGAAAAUAAGGAAAAGGCUGUGGGCAAAGAAAAUACUAUGAAGAAAAUGAAGAAUAAAGCAAAGCUUGCGAUAAAAAUUAAGAGUUCAUCUCCAAAACAUAGAGAGUGGCACUGCAUUUACUGUUCCGAAAUAUUCGUUCAUCCACCAUCAGAGGAUUGGAUUCAGUGCAAUGCCUGCGAAGAAUGGUGCCACGAAAAAUGUGCUGAUAUGGGGGAGGAAAAAGGACCAUAUAUAUGUGAAUUAUGUGCCGAUAAUUAA
Molecule: messenger RNA, 1584 nt
Organism: Parnassius apollo (apollo)
Lineage: Eukaryota; Metazoa; Arthropoda; Insecta; Lepidoptera; Papilionidae
Source: the annotation of a GenBank genome assembly